Molecule: messenger RNA, 2504 nt
Organism: Phasianus colchicus (ring-necked pheasant)
Lineage: Eukaryota; Metazoa; Chordata; Aves; Galliformes; Phasianidae
Gene: SUSD4
Product: sushi domain containing 4
Biological process (GO): negative regulation of complement activation, alternative pathway; negative regulation of complement activation, classical pathway
Source: RefSeq, a predicted model, not a curated record
AUGAGACAGCGUUUGACUCACUGCUGCGCGGCGGUGAAUUUCAGACCGACUCGAUCCGCCCGGGCGUCGCUUUCUAACGGCCGCCCGCUCCGCGACCCCCUCGGGGUCGGAGCCCCGCGGCAGCCAUGCGUACGCGCGGCGGCGGUGCCGCCCGGUCCCGCAGCGCCGGGCUCCCUGGGGCCGGGCAGGUGCGCGCUGCGGCUGCCCGCCGCCUCCCGCGCAGGUAGGGCAGAGCCGCGCGCGCGUGUGCCUGCGCGCGUCCGCGGGGCCGCCCGCCUGCGUGCCGCCGAGCCGCAACGGCGGAGGGGCCCCGGGGGGCGGCGCGGGGCCGCUGACGGCGCCGCGGGGAGCGGAGGCGGCGGCGGGGGCGCCCCGCGGAGCCGGCGCGCAGCCCCGGGCAGCGGCGAGGCGGCGGCGCGGCGCGGCUCUCUCGUUGCAGGCGGCGGCGGCGGCGCCCCGGAUGCCCGCGGCGGGCAGAAGAUGUGUCAUGGCAAGCAGGCGAGCGGCGGCGGUGCCCUCCCGGCGGCGAGGCGGCGGGCGCUGGCCGCCGCGCUCUGGCUGCGGCUGGCGCUGAGCCUCGGCCCGGGUCCGGCGGCGGGCGGGUUUGAUGACCUACAUGCUUGUGCGGAUCCUGGAGCUCCUGAACAUGGAUACAAGACACCCAGUGCAGGUGUUUUCUUUGAAAGCGUGGUAGUCCGGUUUCAUUGCCAAGAAGGAUACAGGCUUAAUGGUACUUCAAAAAAACUUUGUGUGAGACACUUUAAUGGCUCCCUGAGCUGGAAACCAAGUGAUAAACCUGUGUGCCUACAAGAAGUCACAGAUUGCCUUGUUCCACAUGUUGAAGAUGCAGAGAUUCAUAACAAGACUUACAGGACUGGAGAUAAGUUAAUAAUCAGCUGUCAUGAAGGAUUCCAGAUCCGUUACCCUGACUUAGACAACAUGGUUUCAAUUUGUCAAGACGAUGGAACUUGGGAUAAUCUGCCCAUUUGUCAAGGUUGCCUGAGGCCAUUGGUUCUUCCUCAUAGUUACAUUAACAUAUCUGAGUUCGAGUCCUCCUUCUCAGUAGGAACAGUGGUGUAUUAUCAAUGCUUUCCUGGAUAUAAACUAGAAGGGGCAGAGUUCCUUGAGUGCAUGUAUAACCUUAUCUGGUCAGAUAGCCCACCUAGGUGCCUUGAUGUGGAAGUUUGUCCGCUACCUCCAAUGGUCAGCCAUGGAGACUACAUCUGCCAUCCGCGGCCUUGCGAGCGCUACAACCACGGGACAGUGGUAGAGUUCUACUGUGACCCCGGAUACACCCUCACCAAUGACUACAAAUACAUCACCUGCCAGUACGGAGAGUGGUUCCCCUCCUACCAAGUCUACUGUGUCAAAACAGAACAAACCUGGCCAAAUACACAGGAGACCCUCCUGACUACAUGGAAAAUAGUGGCAUUUACUGCUACCAGUGUUUUAUUAGUACUUCUACUGGUCAUUUUAGCCAGAAUGUUCCAGACCAAAUUUAAGACACAUUUCCUUCCAAGAGGCAACCAGGAGGGCUCUGUGGGUGACCCCGACUUCGUGGUAGUGGAUGGUGUUCCUGUCAUGCUGCCUUCCUACGAUGAAGCUGUAAGCAGCAGCCUGAAUGCUCUGGCACCUGGAUACUCAGCCACAGUGGACCAGGGGCAUAUUUUGCAGACAGAAGAUCAAAGUCCUCCUGCUUAUCCUGGCCCCAGGAUUACAGACAUGCUGCCAAGUGAAUUCGAGAGCUGUGAGAGUCAAUCAGGCUCCUCUGAACUGCUCCAAAGCUUGUACUCACCCCCGGUGUGCCAAGCAGCAGUGCUUGCCAGCUCAGAUCGAACUGAUGCAUCCCGGAGCACUGCUGGGGAGGCUGUGUCCACGAGCCCACGGAUUGAUAUUACAGAUGAGAUUCCUUUGAUGGAAGAAGACCCUUAGCCUGCAUGGAGACAUGUCAUCAUUACAUUGCACUGUUGGGUGACAUGAAUCCUGAGCACUCAGAGAUAGAAAAGACUAUCUGUGGAUCUGGGGAGGGUACUUAACAAUCUUCCACACGAUGAUGUCACCAGAUUGUGUGUACAUCUUAAUCCACAGUGGAGAUAACAGCAUCAGCACUUGGAACAGCAAUUUUAUGAAUGAAUCCUGGGGAUUUGAUGAGAGCAGAUGUAGAAAAAGAACUGUGGCUUUUUAGAAAUGAAAUGUAUAUCUGCAUCGCAGAAAGUCAUAUGGUUCUGUAGAAAUACUGUUGGAUUUUGAUACUAACUGCCUCACAAAAGCAUGUCAAAGUAUGUAAAUUUGCUUAUAAAGACUGCUUUGAAUGAUCUGUGGAUCUCUAGUUUAUGAAGAAUCCUUUCAAACUUACAAACCAAAAACAAAAAGAAAACCCUAGUCCUGAAACACACACGCAAAAGAGGGAAGAUCCUCUUUGACUUUCCUAUGUAAAUCAGAAAGCUUAUGGUUUGGUUGUUGGUUAUUUUGUUUCAUACCAUGUCUGCAGAAAACAAUGGGAU